GUUAGAGUGUCAGUCUGUUCUCAUACACAGCAGAGGAAACAUGAGGCUGAGGGCCGCCGCGCUGCUGCUCGCUCUGUUCACACAGGCUUUUGGAUCUGAGGGUAAGUGAAAUAUUUAACAUCAUUAUUGAAAGUCAGAGGAGAAGCUAUAGGAAGCACGUAGAGGGGUAGGGGUUUUUUCUUGGUGUACUGUAUAGAAAUCUGAUUAAGAGUGUGUAUGUUUUCAUCUGCUGCUACAUCCGUGACAACUUUUGAAUGAACUUAUACAACAAGUCCUAUUAGAUAGACUUUAAAUCUGCAGAGGCUGACAUAAUAGACACUGACUACAACUGAAAUUAUAUAAUUAGUAUAUAUUUAGUCAAAAAUUAGGUAAAGAAAGUGGUAGAUUAAAGUCUUCAAAUGGUUUAUGUCAAAUUUGAAAAUAUAUAGAACAGCAAAUUAUUGUUCUAGUCGGUCUAUUUCAAAUGUCUGCAUAUUUUGCUUCAUAAAUGGCUCUAUGUUUAACAAAGUCAGUAUCAGUUUAUCAGUUCACUGUUAUUUCAGCAGUAAUCCCAGUUUUAAUGUAGCAUUAGCCGAUACAAUAACAGCUUAAAUAUACAAAGAGUACCUGGAGAAUUGACAGGAGAAUACUUGUACUAACAAGCCCGUCAAACCUCAUGGGAGCUUAAAUCAGAUUAAAUUCAAUUUAAGUCAUUUAUGAAAAGGAGGAAAUUCAUUAAGUCAGAGGAGCAAAGAAAACACAAGGAGUGCAAAUCAAACAUUGGAGAUAAUACAGUUUCUUGAAUUGUAUUUUCAGAGUCGUGUAUGGGUCGCUGUGAGAAUGGCUUCGACUCUCAGAGGAGCUGCCAGUGUGACUCCAUGUGCAAAUACUACAAGAGCUGCUGCUCUGACUUUGAGGUCACCUGCGGUAUGACAAGUAAGAAAAUGUUCUUUUUAAAAUCUUCCAUGCUAUGAGUUAAAUGGUGCAGAAAAAUACGGUAACAGGUCACUUUUUCCCCUUUAGCACGAGGGGACACGUUUGUAUUUGCAGAAGAUGAUGAUGAGGGCCCCACUCAAGCCCCUGAACUGUCAGCGUUCGACCAGUCUUCCUUUACUCGUCAGCGGGGGCAAACACAGAGACCAACGAAUCGACCCGUCUCUGACUUCAGACCACGUCAGCACCCAGAAACUGUUCUAGAAAUGACCAGACCCCCUCGACUCAGGGAUACCAUACUUGAGAGGAUCCCUGUCACAGAAGAACCACCGAUUUCACAGACUUCACAUGAGAUCCCAAACACAAACAAACCCCCUGAGACUGAAGCAGAGGCCGAGACGACCACUGUCCCUGUGACCACUGUCCCUGUGACCACUGUCCCUGUGACCAACGCCACCACUGCGGCCCCCGACCCAGACGCAGAGGUCUGCAGUGAGAGGCCUUUUGACUCCUUCAUGCAGAUGAAAAAUGGCUCCAUUUAUGCUUUUAGAGGUGAGUAACCAGCAACACAUCUUAUUCUGUUUGAGGAAAACCUGCUUUUGAACGCUUGUAUCUCUCUUAGGGGACUACUUUUUUGAACUGGACCAGAAAUCAGUGCUUCCUGGAUAUCCAAAGCUCAUAAAGGAUGUGUGGGGCAUCAGUGGGCCCAUUGAUGCUGCUUUCACCAGGAUGAACUGUCAAGGGAAGACUUAUAUCUUUAAGGUGGGGAUGUAGGAAAUGAUCAUGCAUUUAUUUGGGUAUUCACAGGAAUGUCUGUAUUAAUUUAAUUUAAACAUGGAGCUACACUCUUAUCAGGGAAACAAGUACUGGAGAUAUGAUGAUGGAGUUCUCGAUGAUGACUAUCCUCGAGAUAUCAGCGUGGGCUUUGAUAAAAUCCCUGAUCAUGUGGAUGCAGCGUUUGCUCUACCUGCUCCUGGCCAUAACGGGAAAGAGAAGGUCUACUUUUUCAAAGGUAUGAGCUGAGGUGAAACAACAUACUCAACAUUUAAGUUCUUACAGACUCUGUUAAAAACAUGCAUUUGUGUCUCUUUUCUGUGUUUUUUUUUAGGAGAUCAGUAUUACACAUACGAGUUUCUGCACCAGCCCUCUCACGAGGAGUGCAUCUCCAUGUCUUUGAGGUCUCCAGCCACACGGUUCAGGCACUACACCGAUGUUUACUACAACAAUUAUGAGCGUUUCUUCAGCCAGCUCUUCGGUGAAUGUGAGUUUUGCUUAAAUCACUUUGUUGAGACAGGAAGGUGUUGUAACAUGCGUGACUUAAUGUUUUCUACUCCUGUUUAGUGCCUCAGCAUCACGAUAAACACCACUUCAUCGACAAGGACUGGAAGGGCUUGAAAUCUCCGCUGGAUGCCGCCAUGGCUGGUAGAAUUUAUGUCUCUCCCUGGAGGCCCUCAAGAGGCAGAAACGAUUACCAGCAGCAGUACCAGCAGUACCAGCAGUACGGGCAGCAGUGGGACCAGCAGUACGGACAGCAGUGGGGUCGAAGGAGGCAGAGCCGUUCUCCAUUCUGGGGGUCCUUGGCAGAGCAGGGGAUGAACAUGGGUCAGGAGUUUGCAGAGAGGGGGAUGGAAAUGGGCCUGAGGUUGGCAGAGAAAAGGAUGGAGUUGGAGGAGAGGCUCGGAAGAGACUGGGACAGACGCUGGGAUCAAGACUGGGACAGACGCUGGGAUCAAGACUGGGACCAGGACAGGCGGCGAGACAGGCACAGACAGAACAACAGAGGAAACUACGACUCCAGAGGAGACAGGUCCCACUGGGAUAUGGUCCAGAGGAGUCUGCCCAUACAGAGCGUCUACUUCUUUAAAGAAGGUAACUCAGCAGAGAAGUCGAGUUUAAUUGUAAUCAUGAAAAAUGACUCAACAACAAACUUCAUCAUACAACUUUCACAAUGAAAGUCAUCACACAUUUCCUGUCUAGAUGCCCCAAAACAGAUAAUUACGACAUAAAUGUUUGUUUUAUAGUGAUUUAAAACUACAAAGAAAAGCAGAACCUCCAAUUUAGGACCAAGAAACCUGUGAACUCUUGAAGGUUUUGCUUGAUGAAUAAUUACGUCUUAAAAGUUAUUAAAUAAAGUUACCAAUCAAUUCAUCUUAAGUUUAAGUGCUUAUUAGAAUCAUAAAAAUAAACAGGAUGCCACAAACACAGACCUAACCAUAAUGGAAAACAGCUAACUUUUGAUAAAGAGCAGCAGAUCCCUCAUGAGACAGAAAUCUAAUCUAAUCUAAUCAAACUGAACCUUAUUAUCCAAAAGGAGGAAAGUCAUUUGACCUCAGGAGCAAAACUCAAAUCAAAAAACAAAAGCUAUGACUCCUCCUCUCCCGCAUUAUUCCCAUCCGGUAUGUUUGUCAGUCCACAUGUUGGUUCUGUUUACCUGCAUAAAUAUGAAUACCUCUCUCUCUCUCUCUCUCUGUUCCCAGAAUAAAAAAUAUUUCUACUUCCUUUUCUGGAUCUGAUGAAAUGAAACCUCAGUGAGAUGAGUUUCGCUGAGACAGAAACUCAAUAAUUUCAUCAGACUUUGGAGAGCUUUGUCUCGCCACAGCAGGCUUUCAAUAACCGCUUUCACAUGCUUUGUAUUAGUUAACACAGCAGGGGAAAAAAUGCAUUAAAUCACCGCAGUUUCCAGCCCAGCAUGUUUAUAGCCCCUAUUAAAAAGCCAGGCUAUGGACUUUGAAUAAACAAAGAUUUUGUUUUCUAUCUUUUCCAGAUAAAUACUGGAGAGUCGACCUCAGGAGCAAGAGAGUUGACCCCGCCAUGCCUCCAUACCCCAGAUCCAUUGCCAAGUACUGGCUCGGCUGCUCAAGCCCCCCGGGGGCAGAAAAGUAGUUUGAAUAUCUUAGAUAUUCUGAAAUAAUAUGACUGUUUGUGUAUAAAACAUGUUAUUCCUUCAACCUGGAACAAGCUGUGUUUGCAGAGGAAAAGUGUGUCAGACAAGUUCAGUGUAAUCAACAACCAGCUGCUCUUUAGCUUCAGCAAAUAUUGGAGAUCAAUGACCAAAGUUCAGCUGAGUGAUUCUCUGAACAGACAUUGAGCUGCGAACAUCCACUGACCUGCUUAUUAAAAACCACUUCAAAAAGGAGAAAAACUGGUGAAAGUAUUUUACAAUUCGAGUAUUUCAGUUUCAUACCUGUACCCCAAUACAGUUUAGAUUUGGCACUUUUUAUGUAAGUUCGUGUAUCUGAAACUUUUGUAAGUUAGCUGCAAUUUAAAGCACAUUUUACAUUUAAUCAAUUUAAAAAGCAUUUCUAAGUGUACAAAGUGUUAAGAGGCAAUGCAAGGACACCACCCUGCCCUGUGUCCAUACUUAAAAUUUUAUAUCUACAAGCAGUUUGUUUUAUAAUGUUUUGGUAUUUUUACUAAAGUAGCACUUGUGGUUUUUACAGAUUAAUAUUGCUAAUUUGACUUUAUUAGAUUAAAUAAAUCAUCCACCACAGACUGUACAGUUAGGUGAUGUGUUUUGGAGUCAAGUUUGUACAGGUGAUAUUUUUUAUUUAAUAAUAAAAUGUGAGCAUAUAUACAGUAAAUAGAAACGUACAAAGAAUUGAAUACAAAAUUCAGGUUUUCUGUACAGAACGGUCAAAACAACAUGAGGUACAGUUGAACAGAUGUUCAGAUGGACAACAUCUUAUACGUUACACAGAGACAAAAUAAAUGUAUCCUGAAUUUCUUAAUACAUUUCAAGGGUGCACUGUGUUCAGAUUCAGCCAUAGAUAAUGCAACAGCUUGUUCUGUCCUGUUCUUACUUUUGUUUUUCAUCAUGACAAAUAAAAACACAAAGUACAACAUCUGACUCCAGUCUGAUUCUCGUUAUUGAGUUAUGUCUAUUUCUGCUUAAACCAAGGUUGUCAUUUAGGAUUCUUGACAAGAUCAUAGUGAUAUUCAACACAUCGCUCUUGUCUCUUCUUGCUCAUGUCUGGGGUAAUUCCUGAGUGGGUGCAUUGGAGGUGAAAGGUCAGCCUCAACUCGGCCUCUUCACUUGUUUUUAAAGCAGUCAGGAGAUAUCAAUAUGUUUUUACUCCAUGGUUUUGACUUUUCAAAUCAUUUUCAUGUUUUAAUUUUCUCAAUACCAUUUGUGCAGGUGGUUUUAUGUCUGUAAGAUAAUGAACAUGUAGUUGUGUUUGGAUCAGACCAGCUGAUAAGUGUUUCUCUGAGGUUAUGAGUGUUUGAUGCAGACGUUUUCGUAGCAGGGUUCAUCGUUUCCUCUAACAACCGCUGCCUCGUUGGCGAUAACCUCGGUGAGGCUUGUAGCGUCACCCGCUGGUCCCACAGUCAGGUAGGUGCUCUCUGUGUUUCCUGAACAGGAGUCACUACCCUGCCUGGGGUCUCUGUCAGCCCUCUGAUCUGACCCUGAGUCAGCUGAGCCCACCUCUGGCACACUUUUCAGGAUAGAGGAUAGUGGUCUUCUUGGAGUGCCGCCCUCUGAGGACAGUGUGUCACUAGCACCGGCUGUGUCAGCGGGGUUGAGGGCAGCAUGCUUUCUCCUGAUUGGUUUACAUAUGCCCACCUCUCCUCCAGACGGGCCUCCUUGCUCCCACACACUCGCCCGAGCCCCCAGCUUCUUCCUCGGCGGUUUGACGAUCCCUUCUGGUGCCUUUGACCUGGACUUGCUGGACUCCUGCUCCCUCUGUCUCUGCAGGCUACCCAGGCGGCGCAACAUGGCCUGAACGGGGCCUUCAGAGCUGGAUUCUGUUUUCGACACCGGCCGUCCUGCUUUACCCACUGUCACGUACACUGUGGUGACCUUAUUAGAGACCCCUGCCUGAGCAUCUGGAGUAGACGCUCCUUUGUGAGCAGCCGUGUUGGACAAAGUCCGUCUCCGUCCUGAUGCUCCAGGUACCUGCAGGGUGGACCGAGAUGAGGCUCUGUCUACUUCCUGGUCUCCUCCCUCAUAGCUUGAUUCCUGAUUCUCUGGCUCAUUCACAUCAGCUUCAUCCUCCUUCUCCUCUCCCUCAGCUUCUUCUUCCUCCUCACCUCUAGCUGCACCCCCCUGACUCUGGAGGGCGGACAGCAUCAAAACCCCCCAUGGUGACUUGGGUUUGUUGCGUUGGAAACCAGAAAGAGCACCUGGGUCUUGGGCCGAGCCGCGUCUCUCCUUGGGGCUGAAACGGGUGCCCUCAGCAAACGAGACAGAAGGCCGCUUGGCUUUGGCGAUGCUCGAGGUGCGAGGGAUGUUGAAUGGGGAGGUGAUGUCCUCACUGCUGAAGCCAGAAGGGUCCAAGAACAUGUUGCACUUUGAGCUCAUCUCCUGAAAUUCUCCACCUGCCACUGCAGGGAUGUCUGCAAGAGAGAGAC
Messenger RNA from Xyrichtys novacula (pearly razorfish), 6261 nucleotides. The record is from the annotation of a GenBank genome assembly. Lineage: Eukaryota; Metazoa; Chordata; Actinopteri; Labriformes; Labridae.